Lactuca virosa is the source of this 1053-nucleotide messenger RNA. The record is from the annotation of a GenBank genome assembly. Lineage: Eukaryota; Viridiplantae; Streptophyta; Magnoliopsida; Asterales; Asteraceae.
AUGGCUUCUCCACAAAUGAAAGCACCCACACUUUCCAUUUUGUUGACAUUUCUUUUUUGCAUUUGUGGAAGCUUUGUCUCUGGUGAAUACGCCAACUUUGAGAAAUUAGUAUUGCCUGAGGGUGUCAUCGGCCCUGGGGCAGUCACAUUCGGGGGACUUCUCGCCCCAGGGCCCUUCAUAACCGUGACUGAUGGUAGGAUUAUGAAAUGGGCGGGUCCCACCAUCGGUUUUGUGGAUUUCGCAUAUACUUCACCAACAAGGACAAAGCAAUUUUGUGAUGGAACAACAGAUCCCGAGAAAGGGCCAAUAUGCGGACGGCCAAUGGGUCUUAGCUUUCACCCUGUGACCGGGCUUCUAUACGUAACGGACGCGUAUUUUGGACUUUUGGUUGUGGGCCCACUUGGCGGGCUUGCAACUAAACUUGCCGGAGGGUUUAAGUUUGCUAAUGGCAUUGACAUUGACUUGUUGACCGGCCAUGUUUAUUUCAGCGAUGCUAGUUUGACUUAUACUCCUAAAGAUGCUGUAAAGCCAGGAUUUAUACCGGAUUCGAGCGGGAGGUUAUUGCGCUACGAGUCGCUUACCGGAAAAUUAACGGUUUUGCUGAGCGGUCUGUCGGGGGGUGGUGGUCCGGUGGUGAGCGGUGAUGGUAAAUUUUUACUUGUAUCCGAGAUUAAUAGUUUCCGGAUUUCAAAAUACUGGCUGGUGGGGCCCAAAGAAAAUACGGUUGAAGUUUUGCUAAAUACAAAUGGGAGUCCAAAUAAGAUAAAGCGGGGGGAAAAACCGGAAGAGUUUUGGGUGUCAACUUCAAGAAUUGGAUACGUACCACCAAAGGCUGUUAUCAUUCCUGAAGGGGUGCGGUUUAAUUCAACUGGGUAUGUGCUGCAAACGGUUCCAUUUGUUACUCAAUACUCUAAUAACGUAACUAGUUUGGUUCAAGAAAAGUAUGGAAAACUCUAUGUGGGCUCUCUUUUCACCAAUUUCGUAGGUGUCUACUCUAAUUAAUUAGACAACUGUUGUACUACCAAAUAAUUGAUAAUAAAAUAAAAACGCAAC